AUGUCUCCCCGGCCAUGGCGGCACCGCUUCUCGCCGAAGUCGCCAAGUUCGGCACGGCGUUCGCCCGACGAGCCUACGGCGACUGGACUGGCAACAGUCUUCGAAGCUGGAAGGAGCAGCUGCUUUACGCAGUCGAUUCAGCCCGUCCAACAAUUCGCGUACACGUCGGGCAAAAAUGCGACCGACUCGGCCAUGAUUAUCGACGCCAUGGACCUGCUGUACACAAAUCGCUUCGACGGUUUCUGCUUGGCAUCGAGUGACAGCGAUUUUACCCGUCUGGCGGCCCGCAUCCGCGAGUCGGGCCUGGUCGUGUAUGGCUUCGGCGAGCGCAAGACGCCGAAGCCAUUUGUCGCAGCGUGCGACAAGUUUACUCACUUUGAGAACAUUCUCUACAAUGACGAGCAGCUCGUGGCCGUGCAGCCGUCAUUGCCAGCGGUAGCUACAGUGCCGACAGCUAAGGCGAACAACAGCAAUGCUGUUCUGGCUCAGCGAUCGUCACAAGCAGUGCCGUUAUUGAAGAACGAGGCCCAACUGGCAAAGCAGUUGCGCAUGGCCAUCGAGGCAGCUUCAGACGAAGAAGGGUGGGCCAACCUAGCCAAGGUUGGCGGUCUCAUCACGAAGCAGCAUCCCGACUUUGAUCCGCGAACGUACGGCUUCACCAAGCUUAGCGAACUCGUCAUUGCGACCGAGUUAUUUCACAUCGACAGACGGAGCCCAGGUGCUGGAAAGCCAAUGGUCAUCUACGCUAGGGACAAGCGGCAGCGGCGUUUCGGCGCACUUAGUCAAGGCUCUUGA
Verticillium alfalfae VaMs.102 is the source of this 795-nucleotide messenger RNA. RefSeq lists its product as hypothetical. NCBI's taxonomy places the organism in Eukaryota, Fungi, Ascomycota, Sordariomycetes, Glomerellales, Plectosphaerellaceae. The coding region runs from base 1 to 795 and encodes 264 amino acids. Gene Ontology annotation, molecular function: RNA nuclease activity. The record is from RefSeq and is a predicted model, not a curated record. The transcript has a single exon.